UGUAGGAGAGAACCGUACGGUUGCAGUUUUAUGUUCCUGGUACGAUCCCUGUUCAAGAUGUCAGGCCACACACCCUCACUCUUGAGACUGGAACAGAAGGCGGCGGAGGCUGACCAGAUCAUCGAAUACCUCAAGCAGCAGGUCCAGCUGCUGAAGGAGAAAGCCAUUGUGCAGGCCACAGUAAAAGAGGAAAAGAAACUGAUGGCGGAGAAUGCCAAGCUCAAGAAGGACAUUGAGGAACUGAAGGAACAACUUCUGGAAAUGGAAAAGAGAAGAGGAGUGAAAGAUGUGUCCGUGCCUUCAGCAGAGCCCAGCAUCCAGUGUGUCUCUAAACCCACAGCCUCAGAGCCACCUGUCCCAGCAGCCCCUUCUGCUCCUGCCCCAGCCACAAAAACCCCACCAGCCAAAAACAGUGAUGACGGCAAAAAGAUGAAAGCCGAGAAGAAGGGAGAGAAGAAGGAGAAGAAGCCAGCGGCGCCUCCUCAGGAAGAGGCGAAAGUAGAUGUGUCUCGAUUGGAUUUGCGAGUGGGCUGCAUCCUCAGCGCUGAAAAGCACCCUGACGCCGACACUCUCUACGUUGAACAGGUGGAUGUUGGGGAAGCGGCUCCACGCACUGUUGUCAGUGGCCUGGUCAAACACAUCCCUCUGGAGCAGAUGCAGAAUCGUAUGGCUGUGCUUCUAUGCAACCUGAAGCCUGCUAAAAUGAGAGGCGUCUUAUCCCAGGCCAUGGUUAUGUGUGCCAGUUCUCCAGAGAAGGUUGAAAUCUUGGAUCCCCCAAGUGGAGCCAUGGCUGGAGACAGGGUUACCUUCCAGGGCUUCCCAGGUGAGCCCGACAAGGAGCUGAACCCUAAGAAGAAAGUGUGGGAGCAGGUCCAGCCAGACUUGCGCACCAAUGAACAAUGUGUGGCCACUUACAAGGGAGCUGCCUUUGAGGUCGGUGGGAAAGGAGUGUGCAAAGCUCAGACAAUGAGCAACAGUGGAAUCAAAUAGAAAUAUCUAAAAGAAUUUCCUUCUACUCUAACCUCUUGAUCUCUCUAAUGGCGCAAAAUGAAGGGACACGUUUGAGAUGAAUAAAGUCUUUGAAUGCUACUCUUUGAAUGUGUCUGUAUAUGGUAACAUGUCAAUAGAUACAUUUUUUUAAAGGAACAGAAUUCUAUAAUGAUUAAAAUUUGAACUUUUGAACUUGAAGGGUCAGUUCACUUCCAAAAUAAGAUUUGCUUAUUAUUUACUCACCACCAUGUCAAUAAAAAGAUGUUCAUGUCUUUCUUUCUUCAGUCGAAAAGAAAUUAAGGAUUUUAAGAAAAUGAAUUAAGUUAAUUGUCAAUUCAUUUUAUUUUACAUAUACAUUUGUAACACUUCAGGCUGUAUACAUUAUAGUUUGGUAAUUGGCCUUGAUUAACAGUCGACAAUAUGUAUUAAAUAAUGUUAGCCUACAUUCAUAAAAUGAAAUGAAAAUGUUUUUGUUUGUGCGUUAAUAUUAAUGAAUUGAAAUAAGUACAAGGCAACAAUAAAAUCAGAUCAAAUGUGUAUUACAAAACACAUGUAAAAUUUCAUGUUAACGUUUAAGUUGGUAAUGUAAGUUAAUAAUGAUCUAAGCUAAAAACAUUUUUAAGGUGAAUCCAUUUAUAACGGGAACACAAUAAAGCUCGUCCGAUAUGAGCAGCCCA
Carassius auratus (goldfish) is the source of this 1667-nucleotide messenger RNA. RefSeq names its product aminoacyl tRNA synthase complex-interacting multifunctional protein 1-like. NCBI's taxonomy places the organism in Eukaryota, Metazoa, Chordata, Actinopteri, Cypriniformes, Cyprinidae. Gene Ontology annotation, molecular function: tRNA binding. The transcript has 7 exons. The record is from RefSeq and is a predicted model, not a curated record. The coding region runs from base 31 to 990 and encodes 319 amino acids.